Molecule: messenger RNA, 1737 nt
Organism: Drosophila erecta
Lineage: Eukaryota; Metazoa; Arthropoda; Insecta; Diptera; Drosophilidae
Gene: Agpat3
Product: 1-acyl-sn-glycerol-3-phosphate acyltransferase gamma
Exons: 5
Coding region: 194-1426 (410 amino acids)
Cellular component (GO): endomembrane system
Molecular function (GO): 1-acylglycerol-3-phosphate O-acyltransferase activity
Source: RefSeq, a predicted model, not a curated record
GCAGCUGCAGAUUGAUAGCCCUGCCAAUUGAACUUUGUUAUUGAUCAUUUGUGGGUGGUGAUGGACUCGCUGAUCGACUGAUAACCAUAAAUAGCCAUAAAAUAACACGUCACGCCACCCCACGCCUCUCCCAAACACCCACACUCGCACACGUGGCCCAGCUGAGCACAUAUAUGCAUGCACGUACGCACACAUGCACACGCUCGGGCGCAAGAACUCUUUUGUUGUACUCUAUGUAAAGUGGACGAUCGAAAAAAUCAAAAUGGGUUCCCUGGAGAAGCUGAAACAAUUGAGACUGAUACACCUGUGCAUCGCGCUCACCUUCUUCACCAGCGGGCUGUGCAUCAACUUUAUCCAGCUGCUGAUGCACAUCUUUAUUAAGCCCAUAGACAAGCGACUCUUCCGCAAGCUAAUGUACUAUGCCUGCUAUUCGCUGUACUCCCAACUGAUCUUCGUGUCCGAUUGGUACGCCGGCAGCAAGAUGACUGUCUACAUGGAUAAGGAGGACUUCGAGAAGCAUGCCGGCAAGGAGCAUGUCCUCCUCAUUAUGAACCACAAGUACGAGAUCGAUUGGCUCAACGGCUGGAUGAUCUGCGAAAAGUUGGGCGUCCUGGGCAACUGCAAGGCCUAUGCCAAGAAGGCAAUCCGCUACGUGCCCAUCAUCGGCUGGGGCUGGUGGCUGGCCGAGUUCGUCUUCCUCAACCGCAACUUCGACCAGGACAAGACUAUUAUCACCGAGCAGCUCAAGGUGGUCUUCUCCUACCCCGAUCCCACCUGGCUUUUGCUCAACGCGGAGGGCACUCGAUUCACUCCCUCCAAGCACGAGGCUUCUGUGAAAUUCGCCCAGGAGAGGGGCAUGACGGUUCUGAAGCAUCACUUAAUCCCUCGCACCAAGGGAUUCACUGCCAGUUUGGCACCCAUCCGGGGUCUGUGUCCGGUCAUUUACGACAUUAACCUAGCGUACAGGCCCACAGAUAAGACCCCCGCCACAAUGCUGAGUCUGCUGCAUGGAAAGGGCGUGGAACCCCACCUGCUGAUGCGGCGUAUUCCACUUGAACAGGUUCCUGAGGACGAGAAGGAGGCGGCCGCCUGGCUGCAGAACCUGUUCGUGGAGAAGGACAAGAUCAUCGAUAGCUUCCUGGAGACCGGCAGCUUCUUCAAGACGUCCGGUGUGAAGGAGGUUCCGGCAUAUGUGAAUAAACGCCGGCUGUGUUCGCUUGUGAACUUUGUCUGUUGGGCGGUAUUCUCCCUGUCCUGCAUUUUCUACUACGUGAUCACUUCCCUGCUGGCGGCCAACUGGACGGCCUUCAUCACUGCUCUUUCCGUCCUGGGACUUUUUUACUGGCUUAUGGGUCAGGCCAUCAACAAGACGCAGAUCAGCAAGGCAUCUAAUUAUGGGUCCUCCAAGCCUCCAAGCGCAAAGUAACUUUCGAAUUCGCAUUUAGUUUCGAUUGUCGUCGAACUCAAUUAUCUACAAGUGACUUUGUAAAAAAAGUCCUCUCACAAAUCUCUCUGCUAAAUGGAUCAAUUCGCGAUUCCUCCCCGGACGAUUUCAAGUGUUUUUGAACAGAAGUGCAUGUUUUUCUUGUCUAAGUUUAUGGUUACGAGGUAACUCCCGCACACUGGAGCCAUCAAUUUGCGUACGUAGUUGGUAGUUGUACACCUAAGUGGAAAUUUAAUUGUUUGAUCAAUUGUAUUUUGGCGAGCAUUGCAAUAAUUAAAUUAAACAGAACGUGA